This is a messenger RNA of Aspergillus steynii IBT 23096, 783 nucleotides long. RefSeq lists its product as uncharacterized. The record is from RefSeq and is a predicted model, not a curated record. The coding region runs from base 1 to 783 and encodes 260 amino acids. The transcript has a single exon. NCBI's taxonomy places the organism in Eukaryota, Fungi, Ascomycota, Eurotiomycetes, Eurotiales, Aspergillaceae.
AUGCCUAAGAGACGAAACAUACCCGGUGGCCCCGAGCCCUCGAGCAAAAAAGCCGUGAAAAAGUCAAAGAAAAACGCACCCGAGGAAGAGUUCCAGAUGCCCGGUGUGAUUGAAAAGCUAUUUACUGGCGAUAUGUUGCAAGAUAUUCAGCUCUGGGCGAAGCAGAAGCUCAGUGGAAAUGAUGAUCUCAUCAAGGACACCGCGCAGACUUUUGACGAAUGCAAGGAUGAAAAGGAUGAGUGGAAUUUAAUUCAAACUAUGGCCAGCGCUCAAAAUUUCAAACAGAAAAUCGAGCUGGAAUGCCACAACCGGGUGAUUGAAUUUCUGAAAGGCCGAGAAGCAUACUCCAAGAAUAAGGCGAACCGGGAUGAAGAAACAUGGCAGUCUCUGGGUGAAGUCGAACGCAAAGGCAGGGACUACCAGAAAGACAUACCAGGAUGCUGGGCUCGUGUCGAGGCAAGAUUUGGAGCGGAGACAAUGGCGCUGCUUCAGGGACUAGGCUCGGGCAGGCACCAUGCAAAGACCUGUUCAGCUAUGGCUGGGAAAGCUGACUCGUGGGAUACCUGGAGGAAAAGGAUCAACAUGGAAGUUUACGCUCGUGCCAAGAACAGGAAGCAAGGACAAUCCGCGAGUAUAGUCUGGUUUCCGGUCGACAUUAAAAGAGCCACCGACCAGAAGAAGGCCCCCAAGAUGCUGACAGCGGAAGAACUUGAUGCGAUAGCAGCGGUUAUCGAUGACAAGGGAAUAAUCAGAGCGAAAGAGACGCAGGAGAAGCAAGCUUGA